AUGUCAUCAAGUGUGUUUGUUUCUGGUGCUGGCGGUUACAUUGGUUUUGACAUUGCGAAAGCAUUUCGUCGUGCUGGAUACAGAGUCUACGGUCUUAUUCGUAAUCAAAAAUAUUCAUCAACAUUAAUUAUUAAUGAAAUUAUUCCUGUUGUAGCAAAACUAUCUGAUACAUCCACAUAUGUGGAUAUAAUGUCAAAAUGUUCAAUUAUUAUUGAUGCUGUUGGAUGGUGUUCAGAAUCACAAACAUUCUUAGAUGCUGCAAUACAAGCAGGACGUAAUCGCGGUUCAGAUAUAUAUAAACCAUUGUUUAUUUUUACAUCAGGUAUAAUGACCUAUGGUGAUGCCAGUCGAUUACCCCUAGAUGAGACAAUAAAACCAAAACCAAAAUCAAUACCGGGCGAUAUGAAAGAACGUGAAGAGUUUGAAGAUAAAAUAUUGUUGUUGAAACAAACAGAAGGUGUAUAUCCUGUAGUAGUCAGACCAGGUUUUGUUUAUGGUGGGCAAGGUGGUUUUGUUGCUGAUUUAUUCUACAAAAUUGGCACGGAUAAAGAACUAGUUUUAUAUGGUCGAAGUGAUAAACGCUGGUCAUGGGUGCACAUUGAUGAUUUAUCCGAUGCCUACGUAUUGAUUGCACGCUCACCCAUAGCGAGUGUAAAAAAUCAAAUGUUUAAUAUUGCAGCACAAGGUGAUAAUCCAACAUAUGAACAAUUGAGAGUAGCUAUGGCUCAACAACUAGGAUGGAGCAAUACGAAAAAUAAAAUUAUUUACCACAGUGUGGAUAAAAUGGAUGAAAAAGAUGCACAUCAAUUGAACUGGGAACCAGAUGUAAUUAUAAAUCCUAAAAAAAUUACGGAUCAACUCGGUUGGACACCAAAACAUGUUGGAUAUUUGCAUGAAAUCGAAAUAUACUAUCAAUCAUGGUUACAAAGUAAAAAAGAAAAAAUGAAUUAA
This is a messenger RNA of Didymodactylos carnosus, 951 nucleotides long. The record is from the annotation of a GenBank genome assembly. NCBI's taxonomy places the organism in Eukaryota, Metazoa, Rotifera, Eurotatoria, Philodinida, Philodinidae.